GCCGGCAGGGGGAGCCCCGUCCCGGGCCUCGCCCCUGUGGCGCGCGCUUCCUGUGAGGUCAGGUGGGAGGAAGCGGCCGCCGUGGACGCCGAGGCCCACAAGCCGUGCGCGCAGGUACAGCCCAGCAGGAAUUCACAGCUCCCAGGAGGAUGGUGAGGAUCUUGGCCAAUGGGGAGAUUGUCCAAGACGAUGACCCCCGAGUGAGGACCACCACCCAACAGAGAAGUAGCAGUCCUCGGCAGGGUUUUCUCAACAGAGGUCACGGUGGACCUCCAGGGGGCCCUGGGCCCCGCCAGCAGCAGGCAGGUGCCAGGCUGGGUGCCGCCCAGUCUCCCUUCAAUGAUCUAAACCGGCAGCUGGUGAACAUGGGCUUCCCCCAGUGGCAUCUUGGGAACCACGUGGUGGAGCCAGUGACCUCCAUUCUUCUGCUUUUCCUGCUCAUGAUGCUUGGGGUUCGUGGCCUCCUGCUAGUGGGCCUGGUCUACCUGGUGUCCCACCUGAGCCAGCGGUGACCUCUGGGGGACUCGGGAGGGUGGUUUGCUGGGCUUUGGUGUGACAGCAGGGACAGGGGGAGGGAGCAUGGGAGCUUGGAAGGUGUGAUCAGAGAUGGGACCAUGAGCGCGCAUUUCCCUACUGUGUUAAACAGGAGGCAGAGGGACCAGCAUUACUGAAAAACACAGAGUACUUUGGUUUUCUUGGAAGGCUUUUAGGGGCAUAGGGCCCCCACUAAGAAGCACAAACCCAGGGUAAGACAGGCUUAAAAUGUUGUAUUCUCCCAGAACACAAGUCCCUCCCCACCUACUCCCCCCCCCCCCCCCAGGAGCAGAACUGGAGUUCAGAGCAGCUAGGGAUUGUCCAGAUUUUUAUAACAUUCCUUUGUCCUAAUGGUGUCUUUUUAUUAGCUACUCUUAUAAGGAAGGGUAUUGACAUUCUGUUUAUUGUGCCAUUUUUCUUUCUUGGGGGGGCAUGGUUUUGAGACAGGGUCUUAACGAUGUAGCCUUGGCUGGCCUGGAAUCACUAUGUAGACCAGGUUGGCCUGGAACUCACAAGAGAUCUUCCUGCCUCUGUCUCCCAAGUGCUGAGACUAAAGGCCUGUGAUACCCUGCCCAGCUAUUGUGAUAUUUUCAAUAAACAAAUCUGAGCCUCUUUUAA
Molecule: messenger RNA, 1152 nt
Organism: Mesocricetus auratus (golden hamster)
Lineage: Eukaryota; Metazoa; Chordata; Mammalia; Rodentia; Cricetidae
Gene: Fam241b
Product: family with sequence similarity 241 member B
Exons: 3
Coding region: 150-512 (120 amino acids)
Cellular component (GO): intracellular membrane-bounded organelle
Source: RefSeq, a predicted model, not a curated record